Closterium sp. NIES-67 is the source of this 2025-nucleotide messenger RNA. NCBI's taxonomy places the organism in Eukaryota, Viridiplantae, Streptophyta, Zygnematophyceae, Desmidiales, Closteriaceae. The record is from the annotation of a GenBank genome assembly.
CUCCGCCCUCAACUUCGGCUUCUCACGCCUCGGUCUCCGAACAGACUCACGGGGCUGGCCGUUCUGCGCCUCCGCCGCCGCAUCUCACGCUUCCCCCUCCGGUUCUGCCACCCUCGUCUCCUUUCGGGCUUGGCCGUUCUCCCGCGCGUCUUAUAACCGUUUCGACACGCUACCUCUGGUUCCGUCCAUCCACCAGAUCGGGAUCACAUUCCGCCCUUAUUUUCCCGCCUUUCUCGCUCCGCCCUUCUCUUUCCGCCAUGGCGCGUUGGGCUCACAUCCUCGCGCCCGCGUCCCGCCGCCGCGCGUCGCAUCUCUUCGAUCUUGCCGCGUCGCGCAGCCCCGCGCUGGCCAGCCUCGUCGACGCGUCCUGCUCCUCCUCAAUCUCCCCUUUCCGCGUCGCCUCACAACGCCACGUCAGCGUUUCAUCCAUCAUCGCCAAGCCCGCUGCCACGUCAGCACAAUCCAACCUCGCAGCUGGUGAAUCCAGCCAAGCUGCUCCUGCUGCGGCUGCUACGGCCUCCGCACCGAGCGGUAACUACCUGUACCGCGAGAUCUACAACCGGCAGCGGCAGCUGGUGCCGAUCAACCACAUGGUGCCUGACGUGGCAGUCGACGCGUGGGUCGCGCCGAACGCGAUUCUCGCGGGCGGCGUGACGAUCGACGACCGCGCGUCCGUCUGGUACGGCAGCGUGCUGCGCGCCGAUCUCAACUACAUCCGCAUCGGCGCGUACAGCAGCAUCCAGGACCGGGUCAUCGUGCACGCCGCGUCCGCGUCGCCCACGGGCCUCUCGGCCGAAACCACCGUCGGGAGGUAUGUGACCGUUGGCCAGAACAGCGUGCUGCGAUCGUGCGAGAUCGAGGACGAGGUGGUGAUCGGUCAACGGUGCCUCGUUCUGGAAGGCGCGAUUGUGGAGAAGAACGCUGUUCUCGCGGAUUGCACGGUGGUGGGGCCCGGGCAGCUGAUUCCCGGCGGGCAGCUGUGGGCGGGCAGCCCGGCGAAAUUCGUGCGCGAUCUGACGGCGGACGAGGUGGCGGAGAUCCCGAAGUUGGCGGAGGCGGCGCACUGGCGGGCGGAGGAGGAGAAGGGGGAGUUUCUGCCGUAUUCCACGGCGUAUAUCCAGGCGGAGAAGCUCAAGGCCGCGCUUAAAGCCACUCCGCCUGCUGCUGCUGCUGGCAAGCCCAAGGCUGCUGCCACUUCGGCUUGAGCUGCUGCUGCUGCUGCUGCUUCGCCCGCAUCUGCCGCUGAGUCUUGAGAAAUGGGGGGGGUAGGAUCAGGGAGGGGCAGUGGAGAAGGGAGAGCGGUGGAGGGGUAGUCGUGGAGGGGGUGGGGGGGCGGCGGAGAGCGGACAGUUGGCGCAGGAGGGAUUGUCUGUUUGCAGGAGCCCUCGAGUCGGCUGAAAGGACGAGAAGACGCGGGGUUUAGGUUGGGAACGUAAGGUAGGAGGUCGGGAGGAGGGAGGAGAGGAGAGGAUGAGGGGUGAGGAGGAAGCAGCAAGUAGGAGGGGCAGGCUGAUUCGCACCCAUGGCAUCAUUUCUGCAACGACUGUGGUUGUUCCUGCAGCAGAGUGGGCUUUCAGGUGCAGGGGCUUGGAAAGGGUGCAAGGGGAAUCCGGAGGAAGCUGAGAUGCGGGGCGUAUGGCAGGCAGGGAUCAGGACUGUCGAGUGAAGGUGAUGAGGCGCUAGGAGGCUGCCGGGACUCCAGACGCUAGGGGGUAUGCGGGUGUCAGCUACUCAGAGAUACUACUCAGAGGUACUCAGAGGUACUCCGAGGUACUCCGAGGUACUCCGAGGUACUCCGAGGUACUCCGAGGUACUCCGAGGUACUCUGAGGUACUGAGACUUGUCAGGGUCAGAAGAAUGUGGUAUUGAAGUGGGAACAUGGUUCGGCUGUUUCAUUGUUCAAGGGGAUUCAAGUUUAGAGACACGCGUCCUUUUCUUCUCUUCCAUUGCAGUGCAGGUGCAGGGUUGUUUCUUGUUCCGUCUACCUAUGAACCCACUGGCACCGUAUUGAAUCUCUCAAUUAAU